AUGAAAUUUUAUAAUUUUAUUUUCGUAUGUUCAAUUUUAUCAAUCAUUUUAUUGGCUAAAUCACAAAAUCAAAAUAAUUUUACAUAUGUAGAUAUACCAACUGUGAACGCCAGCGACAGUACACCUGUCAUAUUUGAUAUAGUUAAUUUUGAUAACACGAUAGUUGUUCAUAUAAUUCGUCCAUUAUUACCUCUAACUGAAGAUGGAUUUUUGGUAGAUAAAUAUUUGUCAUUUCGCACGAUUUAUCCAAAUGGGAGUGUUGUACCGGUAGAUAUUAAAUUAGAUAUACAAGACUUCAAUUUUCUUAUUUUGAACAACGAAGUAGACGGAAUUUCAAACCCCAUUGAAAUUUAUCCUAUAAGAAGUAAUUUUUUGUUAGUAACUUAUGCGAGUGCCACGAACGUAUCGGAUCCUUAUAGCUAUACUGAUUGGGCAAUGAUUGUUGAUUUAAAUGGAAAUAUUUACAGAAACAUUUCAUUUGGUUCGAGCUAUGUUAAUGCGGGCACUAAUAAAUGGUACCCUUACCGAGCUGGGAUUUUUGUAAACUUUGAUCCCGACAAGGGAUUUUUACGUAUCACACCUAAAACAAAUUCUACAGCGACAAUCUGGAUUCAAUACGAAGUGACCGAAGCGGGAGAAAUAAAUUAUCUUGCGCAAGAUAUCUUAUAUUUACAAGAUAAUCAUAGUCUUGUAAAUCCUAUAAGUACUAUCAUUCCAAUGGUGGACGGCAGAUACGCGAUUGUUUAUGCAAAUUCUACGAAUUCUGCAGCCACACUUGAUAGACCUUUUACUUCACAAGGAGGAGUCUAUAUGAUAAUCAUAGAACAUGCCCAUGCAAUUAAACGUAAUCCAGCCGUUCUUUAUCAAACCCCACUUUCAGAAUUAAUCUUUACUGACAUAGAUUGCAGUGUUACUUACGUAGGAAUUGGACAAUCUUGUAUAGUAACUGGAGAAUUUACAAAUCGAACUACUACAAAUACAUUUUAUCUUAAGAUUGAUUUUCUUUCAACUGGAACCGUAAUAAAUGUUAUGCCAUUAAUGAGUGAUAUUCAAAUGAAUCCAUUAAUUAAUCAAUAUAAUAUCGAAGCAUUACCGUAUGGUGGUUAUUUAUUAAGUGGAAUAGGAAUGAAUGAUAAUGAUGAUACAAUCAUUGAAGGUUUUAUUUCAAAUGACGACAUAAUUUAUCGUUGGGACCUUCCAAUGCCUACCGUGACAACCGUUUUAGGAAUAUCGAAAAUUUUGAGAAAUAAUACUUAUGUACUUGCUCAGCAGGGAGUAGAACAAAACUGGACUUUGGUCACCACUGAUUUGUAUAAAUUUGAGAAAGAAAAAGAUCAUGGUUAUGAAAAUUUCCACAUCGACUCUACAUCUCCGAUUAUUAAUGAUACUGUAACUGCCCUCGAUACAGACUCACUUACAAUUAAAUAUUAUAACGAAGUUGAAUUUUCGGUUGGUCACAUUAAAAUUUUUCAAGAAGAUGGAACAAUUCGUCAAAAAAUUCCUGGAAUAAACGAACUAGUAAACUACAGUGUAGAUGGAAAUAAAACUACGGUUAAUAUCAAAUUAUUGGAUUGCACAUUGAAUCAACCUGGUAGUAGAUACUAUGUUUCAAUUGAAAAUAAUUUUGUAAAGAGCCGAGUUUACCAAGAACCUCUCUAUGGUGUAAAAGAUCAUGUUUGGACGUUUACAACACUUCCGGUAGUAGAAGAGUAUUCAGAGAGCGUUAGUGGACAAGUUCGAUUGACUGCAAAUGGGACCUUACAUUUUGAAAGUUUAAACAAGAGCCAACGCAAUGAUUUCUCUAAGAAAUUAAGUCAAGAAUUGGCUGACGCAAUUCCCAUCAGUCACGACCGUGUAACUACCAAUGAAAGGUUUGAAACUGACGCUUCAGCUUCUCAAAGACAAAUCCUUUUACCUAUUGGCAUCGAAAAAGAUGAAUCUAGAAAACAAAGAACUGUUAAAUUGGCAAUUAAUGAUUUAAAUCAAUUGAUUAAGAAUAAACGUACCACAAUUAUUGGAUCCGGUGAAGUUUCAAAACAUUUAGAUGAGACUUAUGGAUAUGAACCGCUUUCUACGCAUUUUAAACCAGGUCUUAUUGGAGCAUUAGCAGCCUUAUCACUAUUGGUCAUACUUUUCUUAGUCGCCAAAAGUCAAAGAAAAGAUGCAAGAAAUACCGCAAUUUUUCAAUUUGCUAUUGCUAUUAACGAUAUUAUUUUUGAUUGGGUUUUUAUUUUUACAAAAGCCAAAAACGUGGACUUAUUUAUUCCAAGUCUUGUAAUUUUGCUAGUUUCAUUUUUCGUAAGUUUAAUAUUGGCAUUUAGAAUUAUUGACAAAGAACUAAGAAAUAAUGGCGAACAAGCAGAAAAAUUUAGAGCUUGGUUAAAUGAAAAUAGUAAAAUUGUAAAUAUAUUCACGAUUUUGGCAGGAACCGAUAUUGAAAUUUUAACAGUACUUGAUUCAAAGAUAAUGAUGUUUGGAUUUGAUAAGUUUAAUGUUGGUUUUUCUAAAGAAACAGAACAUAGAAUAGCUCGAUAUUCUUUCAUUAACAUCAUUCUUGAAGAUAUACCUCAAUUGGUUAUUCAGCGAACCAUUACGAUAUUAUACCUUUAUUGA
Messenger RNA from Funneliformis mosseae, 2613 nucleotides. Lineage: Eukaryota; Fungi; Glomeromycota; Glomeromycetes; Glomerales; Glomeraceae. The record is from the annotation of a GenBank genome assembly.